AUCGUCGUCUCCCCCAUCCCCCAUCGUCGUCUCCCCCAUCCCCGGGCCUUCGUCCGGCAUGAUCCGGGGCGGGGACCGCUUGGGGCCCACGGUCCUUCUCUGUCUUUUUGGAAUUCUGUGCGAAAGCUACGGCAGCCCCAGGAGUCAUGUGGAAGCCCAGCGUUUGGAAAGAAAAAGGAGCAUUUUUAAAAGGGAAGUGAAUUGCUCCAGUGACCAAUACUUCACAAAUGGUCUCUGCUGUGAGAAGUGUCCGGCCGGUUCGGUGGUAGCCCAACACUGCAACGCCACCGGGAACAAACCAAAGUGUGAAGGCUGCAAAGAUGGGUUCGAUUUCAUGGACCACAGUAAUGGACUCGGAAAAUGCCUGCGAUGUGGCACUUGCGAUGAAGUGGUUGGCUUGAUAGAGGAAGAGCCCUGUCGAAAAACGCAGAAUGUGAAAUGCAGAUGUAAGGAAGACUAUAUUUGUUCAGAUUCACCAUGCGUUCACUGUACUGCUUUGCCAACAGAGACUGGAUAUUCAGCCUUGUGGUUCCUGAGUCUUCUACCACUGAUCCUGGCGCUGGGGUGUGCGAUAUAUUUUUUAUGUAAGAGAAGAAAAAAGAAGAAAUUCCAGCUUGUUAAAUACAAAGAGUUUGAAAUGAUUCCUAUUCCUUAUCCAGAUAUCGACCUGAGCGGUCAUAUCAUUGAUAUUGCCGACCGGAUGACAAUAAGUGACGUCAAAUGCUUCGUUCGGAAGAACAACAUGACUCCGGUCAUAAUGGAUCAGAUACUUCACGAUCACUUGCACGACACAGCAGAGCAAAAAGUGCAGUUGCUUCGGCGCUGGUACCAAUCUCACGGGACGAAAGGGGCAUUCAGAACUCUCAUCACCAGCCUCAGAGAAGCCAAACUGUGCGCCGUCGCGGACGAGAUUAUGAAGUCAGUGGAGGGGGCUGAAAACGGGAACACCCACGCCUCCGUGGCAACGUCAGGCGAGGCCUAAGGUGACCAGCGGUCAUUAGGUCCUGCUAGAUAUGAAGUCGAUAUAAGCGCCUACUCAACAUUGCGCUGGGUUGACCGACGGUGAGAUUGCCGGGGAUUUCGUACCCAGUCGUCACCGUCUGAACUGAAAAAUGGUGGGCUCACCUAGGAUGAGGCUUAAACUCAUCUUUCAACACUCAGGGAGUAACAGGACCCAAGCAACGUAGGGGACGGAAGAACACCUACCUACACUAAUCACCCCUCCUCACUCUGCAUCCACCCUCCUCUCUCCCAGCCCUCCGGAAUGAAGCUCAGAGUCUUUCCUGCUUAUUCCCGCUUAUAAGCCAGGGAUUUCUUUGCAGAGUGGUGACUGGGGGCGGAUGGGAGGAGCUAGCGGGGAGAGAGCCCCAAAAUGUGUCCCUACAGAAGCUGCUGGGGACCUCACGUUUACAUGAAAAGAGCCUCCAACCGAUUCAGGAGCUGCAGGGUACGUUCAUUCAUUCAGUCGUAUUUAUUGAGUACUUACUGUGUGCAGAGCACUGUACUAAGCG
Messenger RNA from Tachyglossus aculeatus (Australian echidna), 1511 nucleotides. It is a transcript of the gene FAS, whose product is annotated as Fas cell surface death receptor. Gene Ontology annotation, molecular function: protein binding; tumor necrosis factor receptor activity. The coding region runs from base 59 to 982 and encodes 307 amino acids. Gene Ontology annotation, cellular component: membrane raft; CD95 death-inducing signaling complex; external side of plasma membrane. Lineage: Eukaryota; Metazoa; Chordata; Mammalia; Monotremata; Tachyglossidae. The record is from RefSeq and is a predicted model, not a curated record. The transcript has 8 exons. Gene Ontology annotation, biological process: negative regulation of apoptotic process; immune response; necroptotic signaling pathway.